Nakaseomyces glabratus is the source of this 888-nucleotide messenger RNA. RefSeq names its product mitochondrial 54S ribosomal protein YmL40 (gene MRPL40). Lineage: Eukaryota; Fungi; Ascomycota; Saccharomycetes; Saccharomycetales; Saccharomycetaceae. The record is from RefSeq and is a predicted model, not a curated record.
AUGCCUAGGUAUGACCACUUGUCGAAGGCCGGAUCGCGGUUCUUGAAGCACCUGGAGAAUGUGCCCAAGAGAGGGCAGCGGAGAGCUGAGCAGUUCAUGAACAAAGCGUUGCCAGAGUUUGUCAGGCCAAACAACAGGACUGUGCCCGAGGAGCAGCGGUUUGCCGAUGAGACGCACUGGAAGUUUGUUCCCGGGGACCGUGUGGUGAUCACGCAUGGGAAGUACAAGGGCACCGUUGCGGUGAUCAAGGACCUGGAAGUCGCUACAAACAGCUUUAUACUGGACGGAAACGGGCCCUCGCGGAAAGUGCCCGUGGCCAAGCAGUACUGGCUUGAGAACCAGUCCACACACAUGCUCUCUUUGCCUGUGUCCUUGAAGCGCAAGCACUUGAAGUUGCUCGCGGAUAUAGACGACCCGGCCAACCCGGGGCAGACAAAGACCGUCGCGGUCAAGGACGUUACGUUCGACGCCGGUACUUACUACGACAAGGACCGCAAGAAAGUCAUGCCUUACAGAUGUGUCGUCGGCAGACCGGACCUCGUGGUGCCUUGGCCCACCCCGGAACCCAAGCCAGAUGGCGUCCUGGGAACAGAGCCCAAGCUGGCAAGACAGCAGACUUUCUGGGUGGACACCAUUGUCAGGAACUCGAUUCCAAAGAACGCAUUCCUGACAUUGCGUAACCCUCACUCUAAGUACAAGAAGAAGCUGCUGACCGCCAAGGAUAUCGCCAAGCUGGUGGCCCCUAAGAUGCCAUUGUCCGACACCAAGAAGAAGUUCUUAGAAGAGAAAGAGAUGCUGGCUAAGCGCGAAAAACCACAGCUGACAGAGGCAGACAUAGAACUGAUCGGAAGCAGAGUCAAGGAAUUCUUGGAGACCGCAAAGCAAUAA